CUGGAAGUGGGCCUCACCCAGGCACCCAGCCCGCGUAGUUGACCGGACGCGGCGCGCCCCGUCCGUCCGUCGCCCGUCGCCUUUCCCCUCCUCCCCCAGGCCGCCCACCUCGCUCCACCAACCGCGCUCCUCGCCCACCGCCCGGAGCGGAGCUCGCCGGGGCGUCGCCGGCACCGCGCGCACCUCCGCGGAUCACGCAAGAUUUCUGCUUCACGAGUCCAGGAAGAACAACACUGGCAUCAAGCAAGUCAUAUUCAGCAGGGAACAGCAGCAUCGUUUUGAUCUGCCUUUUCGCAGGAUACUUGGCCAAUUCAUAGUGGAAACUUCAACUUGUUCAAGGCCUCUCUGUUCACAGCAGUACAUCAUUUUACAUCCUUGGAAAUUGUGGAGCGAGCCUACUUGAGAAUGCAAUGUAGCAGGAGUCAUUAGUUUCAGUAUGUCGGAGACUUGCCCUGGAGCUGCCAUACUCGGCUGCAUUGGCCUUUGAUAGAUGGUUUUUUCUCAGACAUCCUCUCUGGCAGUAAAGCUUGCACAAGGACCCAAGCUCUUUACUACAAAGACAAUUCUCCCCAUGGAUCCCCCGGGCGUUGUCUCCUCUGAAAAUGCUGAAUAUGAUUUCUCUGAUGUUUUUGGUUCCAGUCCAGUCGAGACAGCAACAGAACUUUGUGUUGUUGAUCCUGACAGCCCUGCAGCUCCUGUUGAGUCCCCUGAGGAGGUUUAUAAUGAUCCUGCGGUCAUCUUCAAGCGGUCACAUUCUCUUGUUGGUCCAUCAUCACUUGUUAGCUGCUCUUUGGGACUUGGCAAGCUCACUCUAAACAUAGCAGAUGGAUCAUCAGAACUUGUAGGUCACACUACAGAAGAAAAGGAACUUAACCUAGAGCAGUUCAGUGAUGAAGAGUUUGGUGAUGCCGUGACUGAGGAUGAGGGUGUUGGGCUUGAUGACUUUGAAAUCUUGAAGCUUGUAGGCCAAGGGGCAUUUGGCAAAGUCUUUCAGGUGAGAAAGAAGGGUACUUCAGAAAUAUAUGCAAUGAAAGUCAUGAGGAAGGACAAGAUACUGGAGAAAAACCAUUCCGAGUACAUGAAAGCUGAAAGAGACAUACUGACAAAAGUUGACCAUCCUUAUGUAGUGCAGCUGAGGUACUCCUUUCAGACCAAAUAUCGACUUUACCUUGUCCUGGACUUCGUAAACGGGGGGCAUCUCUUCUUUCAGCUCUACAAGCAAGGAUUAUUUAGGGAGGAACUUGCACGAAUCUAUACGGCUGAGAUUAUAUCUGCUGUAGCCCACCUCCAUGCUAAUGGGAUUAUGCAUAGAGAUCUUAAGCCCGAGAACAUCCUAUUGGAUGCUGAAGGCCAUGCCAUGCUAACUGACUUCGGCCUUGCGAAAGAAUUCCGUGAGAACACCCGAUCAAACUCGAUGUGUGGCACUCUCGAGUAUAUGGCCCCUGAAAUUAUUCAGGGCCAGGGGCAUGAUAAGGCCGCAGAUUGGUGGAGUGUAGGAAUCCUCCUGUUUGAAAUGCUGACGGGCAAGCCCCCGUUUGUUGGGAACAGAGACAAAGUUCAGCAGAAGAUAGUGAAGGAGAAGUUGAAGCUUCCUCCGUUUUUGACUAGUGAAGCUCACUCACUGCUGAAAGGAUUGCUGCACAAAGAGGCCGGCAAGCGGCUGGGAACCGGACCUGGCGGCAGCGACGAGAUAAAGAAGCACAGGUGGUUCAAGCCGAUCAACUGGAGGAAGCUGGACGCCAGGGAGAUCCAGCCGAGCUUCCGGCCCGACGUCGCCGGCCUGACCUGCAUCGCCAACUUCGACGUGUGCUGGACCAACACGCCCGUGCUGGACUCCCCGGCCGCCACCCCCGUCACUGCCGGCGGCGGGCAAGGCAACUUCGCGGGGUUCACCUACGUCAGGCCCGCGCCGUUCCUCCAUGACCUGAAGCCACCCUCGAGCUCUAGCUAGGCUGCAAGGUUCACUCUAGUGCGCCCGAAACGGGUGUGCGCAAUUUUGAUCUAGUUCAUUCACUGAACCGCUGUGUUCUAUGGCCUGUAUGAUGUAUAGAUUCUUGUGCAUCUGCUUUACUUGCGGCAAUGAGAAGUUGGAAACAGAGAGCAACUAGAGAAGUUGAGAAGUCGGCCCUUUCUCUGCUCCUUUUUCACUCAA
Triticum urartu is the source of this 2152-nucleotide messenger RNA. Its product is annotated as serine/threonine-protein kinase AtPK2/AtPK19. The record is from RefSeq and is a predicted model, not a curated record. Gene Ontology annotation, biological process: protein phosphorylation. Lineage: Eukaryota; Viridiplantae; Streptophyta; Magnoliopsida; Poales; Poaceae. Gene Ontology annotation, molecular function: protein serine/threonine kinase activity; ATP binding.